Messenger RNA from Amblyraja radiata (thorny skate), 2736 nucleotides. Its product is annotated as eosinophil peroxidase-like. Lineage: Eukaryota; Metazoa; Chordata; Chondrichthyes; Rajiformes; Rajidae. Gene Ontology annotation, molecular function: heme binding; peroxidase activity. Gene Ontology annotation, biological process: response to oxidative stress. The transcript is spliced from 16 exons. The record is from RefSeq and is a predicted model, not a curated record. The coding region runs from base 1 to 2736 and encodes 911 amino acids.
AUGGCUUCUGUGUGGUCCUUGAGUGUUAUCCUCUUCGGAGUUUUCCUGCUUCACAGAGUUCAUGCAGAUGAUGAGAUACGCCUUGGCAGUCCAUACUUAAAAAGUGCAGUGCGGAGAGCUAUGGAAACAGUGGACAGAGCAUAUAAGGAGACCAGAAAAUGCCAAAAGGAACGGCUGCUCAAAAGAGACUUGAGUCCACAUGACCUCAUGCGCUUCAUCAAGCACCCAUUGGCUGAAACCAGGGUUGCAGUGAGAUCAGCAGAGUACAUGGAAACCACACUGAACCUGGUCCAAGAAAAAGUCCAUCGAAUCCACAGACGGGAUCUCAAUGCAUCAGAUCUUUUAACAUCAGCUGACCUGGUCACCAUUGCACGCAUCACAGGCUGCCAAGCUCUCCGUCAGCCUCCAGUCUGCAUUGACGACUGUUGGACAAACCGAUACAGGACCUUCACCUCCAUAUGCAACAACAGGCAGAGGCCGCGUAGGGGGGCCUCCAACACCCUGCUCAUCCGGUGGCUUCCUGCUCGCUAUGAGGACGGGGUUAACCUUCCAGUCGGCUGGACUCCAAGCAAACUAUAUUCUGGAUUUCCUGUGCCUUUGGUUCGAGAGGUGUCCAACAUAAUCCUGAGAAUUACGGGUGAAGUGCCCUUGGACAUAGAAUCAAGCCAUUUUUUUAUGCAGUGGGGACAGUGGAUUGAUCACGACAUGACUUUAACCCCUCAGUCUGGCAGUAUCCAAACCUACAGCGGUGGAAUCAACUGUGAAAACACUUGCAUUCAGAGAAACCCAUGUUUCCCGAUUAGGAUUCCUCCCAAUGACACGAGGAUCGCAAAUAAUGAAACAUGCAUGCCCUUCUUCCGAUCGGCUCCUGCUUGUGGCACUGGUGAACUUGGCUCAAUCUUUGGAGAUGUGAACACUCGGCAGCAGAUAAAUGCCCUCACCAGUUACAUUGAUGUCAAUGAAGUCUACGGCAGCACCGACUGUCUGGCCAACAAGCUCAGAAACCUGGCCAAUGAAGAUGGCAUGAUGGCAGUGAACCAGGAAUACUCUGACAAUGGACGAGAAUAUCUACCAUUCAACAACUUUUCAAAUAACCUUUGUGGCAGCCCUGGGAACUCCUGUGGCAACAGCCCAAAUGCUACUCCAUGUUUUAUUGCUGGCGAUGUACGUGUGAAUGAACAGUUGGCACUGUUGUCUUUCCACACAAUGUUUCUACGGGAGCACAAUCGCAUCGCAAAAGAGCUGAAGAGACUGAACCCGCACUGGGAUGGGGAUACAAUAUAUCACGAAACGAGAAAAAUCAUGGGAGCUUUCCAACAGAUUAUAAAUCACAGAGACUAUGUUCCCAUCUUAAUUGGAUCAGAAGCAAUGGAGAGAUUUCUCCCAGACUACCAAGGUUACGAUGAGUCCGUUAAUCCCAGUAUUGCUAACGCUUUCGCAGCAGCAGCCUUCCGUUUCGGACACACCACGGUUCGGGGAAUGAUAUUCCGCCUUGCAGAAAACUACGAGGAGCAUCCAGACUUCCCAAGUCUGCUCCUGCAUCAGACUUUCUUCGCUCCGUGGAGACUGAUAAAGGAAGGUGGAGUUGAUCCCAUUGUCAGAGGAUUGUUGAACAAACCUUCAAAACUACAGACACAGACCAAGAUGAUGCACGAUGAACUGCGAGAGAGGCUAUUUGAGAUGUUUUCACAAAUAGGGCUGGAUCUGGGUUCUCUGAACAUGCAGCGUUCCCGUGAUCACGGAAUAGCAGGUUACAAUGCAUGGAGGAGAUUCUGUGGACUUUCACAACCCAGGAACGAGUCUGAACUAUCUGAAGUGCUCAACAAUAGCGAUCUUGCAAGAAAGUUAAUUGAUCUCUAUGGGACACCAGACAACAUUGAACUUUGGAUAGGAGGAAUCUCUGAACCAUUCGUGGAAGGAGGGAAGGUUGGCCCUUUGUUGGCCUGCUUGUUAGGACACCAAUUCCAGAACCUGAGAAAUGGAGACAGGUUCUGGUGGGAAAAUGAAGGAGUGUUUACGAAGAAACAGCGCAAGGCUCUCACUGAGAUUUCCAUGUCCAGGAUAAUCUGUGAUACCACCGGGAUUGACUUACUUCCUCGGGAUGCAUUUAAAUUCAGUUCCUCUACCGAAGAUUAUGUACGCUGCAAAAAAAUACCACAAGUGGACCUGAAACCCUGGAAGGAGAAGGUGAAAGAUCUCCCUUGUGGUCCGGUGCCCAAGGUACAGAAUGCCUUUUUCUCCACAUGUAAUUCCUCAGUCAAGUACACUUGCCAACGUGGAUUCACUUUAAAGGGAGCUCAGGUGAUAAACUGUGGGAAGAAAAAGAAGUGGGAGAGUGAACCGCCUAGCUGCUCAGGAGGUAAUGACCGUAAUAUGAUAAGUUUUAAUCUACAAUUUGAGAGGGAGAAGGAUAAAUCGAAGGUGUUAGUAUUUCAGUUGAACAAAGGGGACAAUGGAGCCAUGAGGAAGGAACUGGCCAAGGAAGUAAUGAUUAUUGGGAAUGUUCUACUCAAGACGGCUGUAGAAGCUCAUUUGCGGAUUACGCCCAAGAUAAAGGUUGAUAGGUUCUUAAAUAUGGAGAGAGGGAUGGGAUAUGAGGAGGGAGCCGAUUAUGUUGAAAUAGCUGACACAGUGCAGAGCAGGGAAGAGCAGAGAGUCACUAACAACUAUGUUUGGAUUUCUAUAUUUAAUUCUGCUGCCCCAUCGCAAGAAGCUGACAACCUUCCUCCAUUGUGA